AUGGCACUCAGACAACUCUUGUUAUAUGGCCGCACUUCAAUGAGACAAAGAAAACUCGACAUUUCUCUUACAAACAAAACUAAUCUUCGAACCCUCACGGAUCUCAAGAGAACAAGCAUGUCUAAAGAAACAAACGAGCUCUUCUCUUACACCUCUGGCCGUUGGCUUUAUAACGAGGAAAAGCAAUUGAAAGCACGGUAUGUUGAAUUCGAUAUCGAAGCUCUCAAAAAAUGUGCUUCCACCAUACUUGGCAGCCCGUGCGUUCAGUUGAGAAAACUACCAGAAGGCCUUUAUAACAAGGUGUUCUCGGUGAAAAUGGAGAAUGGCAAGGAUGUCAUAGCAAGAAUACCUAACCCAAAUGCUGGGAAUCCGAAAAUGGUUGUUUCCAGUGAAGUUGCAACUCUCGAAUUCGUAAGAGAAACGUUUGACUCCGAUUUUGAUGAGGAUGAAAUAGGCGCCGAGUAUAUGUUAAUGGAGAGGGUGGGCGGCCGUCAAUUGAGUGAGGUUUGGGACAACAUGUCUGAAAGACAACGUUUCAAUUUAGUCAAGAAUGUCGUUGAGAUUGAGAGGAAACUUGUGAACACGCCGUUUACUGGCUACGGCAGCCUCUAUUAUAAAGAUGCAUACGAGGAAAGUUAUCCGGGAUACCUCAAAGCUAUUAAUGCUGAAAAAGUGCCUGGAAAGGAAAACGAAGUAUCCCGAUUCGUUAUUGGCCCAACAACGGAGAGGGCCUUCUAUGCCGACAAUGAUGAGAAACAAAACAUCAGUCACGGACCUUGGGAGACGGCUGUGGAGUACCUUGCUGCUAUAGCGAAGCGUGAGAUAUGUUCAGUUCAGAAUUUCAACCUCGCUAGUCCAGGUGAUACCUUGCCAUUUUGGGAACGAGUCAGUACGCCAUCUUCCUCUAAACUCCACGUCAAGCUCCUCGAACAGUUUAUUACCGUUCUACCUUACAUAAUACCUCCAUCUGAAAUCAUUCAACCUAUCCUAAUGCACCAGGAUCUUCAUUUUGACAAUAUAUUUGUUGAUGAAACGGACCCAUCAAAAGUUUCGGGUAUAAUCGACUGGCAAGCAACCUAUAGUUCCCCGAUCUUCAUGCAGUCUAGAUUUCCCUCAAUUUUCGACUGUGAGGAUCCAUACACUUGGGGUGCCGUCCAUCUUACGCUCCCAGAGCACUUUGAUACGUUAUCAAUAGAGGAGAAAAAGCUGGCCGAAGAUUCGCUUGACCGCCUAAGGUUAAAGAAAUUUUACGAGUUGGCAUCGAGAAAAAUGAACCCGCUGUUAGCCAAGGCGAUGGAUGCAAUGAGAAAUGAUGAGUGUCCCACCUCGUUUAUAUUUUAUAUUGUCCAACAGUCUGCGUUUGACGGACCAAUACCCCUGAGAGAGCUUCUCAUUCAAAUUUAUGAACAAUGGGAUCAGAUAACACGAAGAAAUGGCGUGACUCUGAAGUGCCCUAUUUCAUUCACAGAGGAAGAGAUAAAACAAGCACGUCAACAGGCCGAGGAAUGGGGGGAAUCAUUCAGCGAAUUCGAGAACUUCCGAGCCAGUCUCCUUGGCAAAGAUGGAUGGGUUCCGCAUGAACAGUAUGAGGAAGCUAAGCGUGCGUUUGAAAAUUCUAAGGGUGAGCUAGAGAGGUUAAGGAAUGGUUUGGAACACACUUUGUAA
Trichophyton verrucosum HKI 0517 is the source of this 1665-nucleotide messenger RNA. RefSeq lists its product as uncharacterized. NCBI's taxonomy places the organism in Eukaryota, Fungi, Ascomycota, Eurotiomycetes, Onygenales, Arthrodermataceae. Bases 1 to 1665 code for a protein of 554 amino acids. The record is from RefSeq and is a predicted model, not a curated record. Gene Ontology annotation, cellular component: mitochondrion. The transcript has 3 exons.